Messenger RNA from Brassica oleracea var. oleracea, 2306 nucleotides. Its product is annotated as guanylate-binding protein 4-like. Gene Ontology annotation, molecular function: GTPase activity; GTP binding. The transcript is spliced from 17 exons. The record is from RefSeq and is a predicted model, not a curated record. NCBI's taxonomy places the organism in Eukaryota, Viridiplantae, Streptophyta, Magnoliopsida, Brassicales, Brassicaceae. The coding region runs from base 244 to 2052 and encodes 602 amino acids.
UCCCUCUUUGCGACGAAUCCUGCAAUCCAGUGUUCCUCAAUCAUCUAAACCAAGAUCUCGUGCUUUCCUCCGGUCUAUGCGAGUGCACGAUUCGUAACGUACACCCAUCUCCCCAAGUUUCCUCCUCCAAGAUCCCUUUCUUCUCCUUCCACGAGCCUGUGCUUGUCACAAUCUCCACGUAUUGACUCGAAACAGCAAUUGCAUAGAUAACGAAUCGCGUUGUCUCUUGGGGGUCAAAAAAUCAUGGAGAUUUCUCACCGAACCUUUGCUUUCUUGUUGUCACUCUGCCUCUUGCUGCAAACGUCUCUCUCGAUCGAGAAUUUUCACCAAGCGUUUCCUAUUGUGGAACCUGAUCCGAAUCAUACGAAGCUUCGUCUUAGCAGAGAAGGUUUGGAAGCUAUUAGCAGAAUCACUACUCCCAUUGCUGCUGUUGCGGUGAUUGGCCCGUAUCGGUCUGGAAAGUCUUUUCUACUCAAUCAGCUUCUUUCCCUUUCCUGUUAUGAAGGUUUUGGUGUUGGGCACAUGCGUGAUACCAAAACAAAAGGGAUUUGGGUAUGGGGAACGCCACUAGAGCUUGAGAUUGACGGAGUAAAAACUUCCAUUAUUUACCUCGACACUGAAGGAUUCGAAAGUGUUGGCAAGUCUAAUGUUUAUGACGAUCGAAUAUUUGCUCUGGCAACAGUGAUGAGUUCUGUGCUUAUCUAUAAUCUGCCUGAAACUAUACGCGAAGCUGAUAUUUCUCGGCUCUCCUUUGCUGUUGAGUUAGCAGAAGAAUUUUAUGGAAGAGUAAAGGGACAAGAUGUUGCUUUCGAACCUUCAAAGCUCCUUUGGCUUAUCCAGCGUGAUUUUCUGCAAGGGAAAUCUGUAAAGGAAAUGGUGGAUGAAGCACUCAGACACGUCCCUAAUGAAGAUGGUAACAAAAAUAUUGAUCAGGUUAACCGGAUCCGGGACUCCUUGGCUAUUAUGGGUGAUAACAGCACAGCCUUUAGCUUACCACAGCCCCAUCUCAUGAGGACAAAGCUAUGUGAUCUGAAGGACGAGGACCUGGACUCUACCUAUGUUGCAAGGCGUGAUCAAUUGAAAAAGCUCGUUGCUAGUAUUCUCCGCCCAAAGAUAGUGCAGGGGAAAGCACUAAAUGGAAAGGAAUUUAUUUCUUUCCUUGAACAGAUAUUGGAUGCGCUAAAUAAAGGAGAAAUCCCAUCAACAGGGUCACUAGUUGAGGUUUUCAAUAAAGAUAUCGUUGAGAGAUGUGUGAAACAGUACCACGAGAGGAUGGUAAAAUUGCGGCUACCUAUGUCUGAAGAACAUCUCCAAGGUGCCCAUGAAACUGCACAUGAUGAAGCUUUAAAAGCAUUUGAUGCUCAACAUUUUGGAAGACAGCAUGCGAAGAAAUCUGUGGAUCAGUUGGAUGAACAAAUGAAGGAGGUAUUCAAGAAUUUUGUUCUUGCAAAUGAGUACCAAUCGUCAAAGCUCUGUGAGGCGCUAUAUACAAAGUGUGAAGAUGACAUGGACCACUUACAAUCUCUCCGGCUCCCUUCCAUGGCUAAGUUCAACGCAGGUUUCGUGUACUGCAACCAAAGUUUUGAACACCAAUGUGUUGGUCCUUCGAAACAAAACUAUGAGCAGAGGUUAACUAAGAUGAUGGGAAAGGCACGGUCUUUGUUCAUCAAAGAAUACAAUAACAGACUGUUCAACUGGCUGGUUGCGUUCUCACUUGUAAUGGUGAUUGUGGGACGGUUCAUUAUAAAAUUCAUUUUAUUAGAAAUGGCGGCAUGGAUACUUUUCAUAUUCCUGGAGACAUACACAAGGAUGUUCUGGACAGCAGAGUCUCUUUAUUACAACCCAGUCUGGCAUUUCAUUGUUGGGACAUGGGAAACUGUGGUGUAUAGUCCCGUUCUCGACUUGGACAGAUGGGCGAUUCCUCUAGUCUGCAUAAUUGCAUUGUGUGUGCUUUAUUGGCGGUGUUAUGGGAAGAGGAAACAUGGGUCUAGUUGGCUUCUUCCGAUGUACAACAACCAGAAGAAUGGUCGGAACAGGGAACGGUCAGAGUAAAACACAUUGCUCCUUCGCCCUUACGACUUGUAGCAUCUUCUCGGGCAUGCUCGUUGUUUUUAAUCAUCCGAAGCUUUCUGCCCGUUACUACCAAUUUUUGGACGCUGAAAAAUAUCAAGUGAAGAAAUAUUCGAGAGGAUGAUUUAAUUGAUCUAAGUUGGUUUGAAUGAUGCCUGUAUUACUCUGUACCAUUCACAUAGAAUAACCUUUGUAACGUUUUUUUAACUUUAUAUAUGAUAUAUAUGGUUGGAUCU